GAGAACAAAUCCCAGAUAUGAGAGGAAUCCCUUUACCACCCUGUAGCCUAAAGAGAGACGAAGACUGAGGGGCAAAGAGAGACGAAGACCGAGGAGGCAAAGAGAGACGAAGACCGAGGAGGCAAAGAGAGACGAAGACCAAGGGGGCAAAGAGCAAAGGAUUUCCAGCGAACAGAACCACAGGACCACACGGGACCGACCUGAGGAGGACAGAGGAAAAAACUAAUCCAGUCCUGAUCCACUCAGCUCAGAACAGAAAACUUUACACACUCCAGCUGUAAGAGAAGGAUCGAAGCGGAGUUCUCUGUACAAAAUGUCUAACCAGCCAUCAACAAAUGUAAAAGCUUUACAGGCCAACCUCAAUAUUCCGAUGGGAGCGUUGCGUCCGGGAGCGGGACAUCCUGUGAAGAGGAAAGAGGAGACACAGGACACAGAGGAGGUACCGGCCGUCACUCCAGAAGAAAAGAAGCCCCUUCCCGGUGGUGUGAAACUUCCAGGGCCGGUGGUUAACCUUUCUGAGAUCCAGAAUGUAAAAAGCGAGCUGAAAUAUGUCACUAAAGACUAGUCACUCAGGUGACCCCACCUUGCUCGUAUAAAGGAAGGAGACAGACAGCUCUACCAGCUCCACCUACUCCAUUACUGAUACUCUGACAAUCUCCAUCACCUCACAAAUUUCCAGCUACUGAAACCCAGACAUCCUUCAAACAACUGCAAUAACUUGUUAAAGGUUUCCAACCCUGCAGCCCUCAUAGCAAAGUUUAUUUUUUUCUGGUUUAAGAACAGAUUAGAGCCACAAAAAAAAUCCCAUCCUGCAUUUAAAACUAUGGUCUAGACCCCAGAUCAGAUCUGGUACUAAAACUCAGCGGUGUCUAAAACAAGACACUGACCAAAAUUAGGGUCCGAGAAUGGCUCGAGGUAUUUUGGCAGAUUAGAGCCACAUAGCAGCCAUGAGUCAUCUCUAAUAACAUCCAGACUUUGGUGUCAAAUCUCCAUGUUACAGCUUCAUAACAGUUCCAAAGCUAAGUCAUUAGUCAUAGCUAAUAUUUGCUCUUUAUCUGGUUGUAACUUCAGGAUCAAAUCUAAGCCAUCUUUCAGCCUGGCCACUGGGAAUAGGAUACAGCUUCAGAACAUUCUAGACUUUUUAGUUUCCGGAUCAGAACGCUUCAGUUUCUGUACUAGAACCGAAUCUCAGCCUGCAGUUGCUAUAGUUGCCAUUGUAGGUGCAGACAUACUGUAAGCCAUCACCGAUUCCCAAUUUGGUACCAAAUCCAUGUCUAAGCUCGACUAAUGAUGGUCUGGACCGGUUGUCCAUCUGAGAGCUCCAUAACAGCCAUUAUAAUAAAACCUCCAUCCCUAUUAAUGGAUCUCACACAAAGCCAAACGUAUUUUAUAUCUGCUACCGAAUCUUUAACACGUUGUUGGCUCAGAACUCCAAAGGAUGUAGGAGUUCUGUUAGUCCAAGGAUGGUAAAGACUAGUUCUCCAUCUCAGAUUAGCACAUCGUCGAUUAGCAGAACCAAAUCCGAGCAAACGGUCAUCACUGUAGGUUUCUCUCAACCCAGAUAUCAUGAAGCACGAUCGGAGGAAGACCCAGGAUGGCUUGACAGGGAAUGUAUAAACAGGAUGUUCAUCCCAGGGUCAAACCUUCUGGACCUUUUCUAAACUGUCAAAUACAAACAUAAUCUUAUGUAGAAACCUUAAAGAACGUCGACCACCUAGAUUUCAGCUCCUUUCAGUCUGAACCGUACCGAAUCCCAGCCAGCGUUUUUCAUUGUACUAAAAUGCAGCCAUCUCUUGACCCAGAUACCACAAAGAAUGAUGGCUCACGAUGACUCUGAAUUGACUACCAGAUGGAGCAAAAGCAACAGGGCCAUGCCAGAGCCAAACAAUUCACAAGCACUUUGGAUGCAUCCCCAAUCGACCCACAUGCUGUUUACUGUACCAUCGGUGACACGGCACCACCGAGGCCAGACACGGCGCCGCGCCGACUCCGUGACCCCUGACCCGACGACGCUUCUUGACCAGAUAAUUUUGCUAAAGCGACACAACUCAACCAUAAACUGUACAAUUUACACAAAAAACCAUAACAAGAAUUUGUAGCGGUUUGAUUUCUGUUCUUAUUUAUACGUGUGUCCUGUUUUAAAUCCGUGUGUUUUACAGUAGACGUGAUUCCGUAGCAGAUCUACGAGCUCCUUUUCAGCCACGUGUGAAAUCACAUAUUUAAUUCCCUUUUAUAGAAUCAUAACGUAGCGUGAUCAUUAGUCAGCGUCGUUCCCGUUAUCAGCGUCCGAACGUCGUCUCACUUCGUUUGCUCUGGACAGACGUGAGACAUCGUAAGACACGAUUUCAGACCUCAUGGCCUUACCGUUUGAACCGCUGUAUAAUUCUUUAGCUUUCCUUGCCAUUGUUCUCAGGCUUGGUUUAGAGAGCGUGUAGGCUGACAUGCAAUAAAAACACCAUUUCUCAGUGUCAUGGUGUAGGAGGGUGAAGCGAUCACGUGCUGUCUCUGAGCAAACAGAACUGCAUUCCCAACACUUUGUCACUCUUAUAUUAGCUCUCAAAUGUGAUAUUUGUGAAGCACAUUUUCUCUCUUUAUUUCUCCUGUUGAACAGCAGCUCGUCAGCGAAAGUGUCCUUAUUGAAGAUUCUGACCAGAGUUCGAAGGGCUAAAAAAGUAAAACAAUGAUAUCCUGUCUGAAGUGUAAUAAAAACUUGGAUCAAAAAUAAAAUCAUGCCACAUAACCGA
This is a messenger RNA of Tachysurus fulvidraco (yellow catfish), 2744 nucleotides long. It is a transcript of the gene smpx, whose product is annotated as small muscle protein X-linked. The coding region runs from base 314 to 565 and encodes 83 amino acids. The transcript is spliced from 5 exons. NCBI's taxonomy places the organism in Eukaryota, Metazoa, Chordata, Actinopteri, Siluriformes, Bagridae. Gene Ontology annotation, cellular component: muscle tendon junction; M band; costamere. The record is from RefSeq and is a predicted model, not a curated record.